Neospora caninum is the source of this 25971-nucleotide messenger RNA. RefSeq names its product vacuolar protein sorting-associated protein,related. Lineage: Eukaryota; Apicomplexa; Conoidasida; Eucoccidiorida; Sarcocystidae. Gene Ontology annotation, cellular component: extrinsic component of membrane. The record is from RefSeq and is a predicted model, not a curated record. The transcript has 16 exons. The coding region runs from base 1 to 25971 and encodes 8656 amino acids. Gene Ontology annotation, biological process: protein targeting to vacuole; protein retention in Golgi apparatus.
AUGGAAGAAAACGCGGCUCUCCAGCAGACGGGCUCUCGAGGGACUGAGGCAGAAUCGCCUUCGCACUCGGUGGAGAAUCAGCACGAAGCAACGCUCGCCCACUCUGAUGCGGAGCCGCUCUGUUCGGGCUCGCCGCCAGUGCUGCGCGAGUCUUUCCCGUCGUCUGCUGUCUCCUCUGCGGGCGGCUCGGCUUCGUCGCCGCCUCUCUCUCCCUCUGGCGAACCUGGACGCAAUUCACCAUCUCUCGCCUCCUCCGUGCGGGGCCCUGUGUCGGCAGCCCCUCCCCUCCCCUCUUCCCCAACUGCGUCCGAAGAGGCCCGACCGCGCUCGCCUCCAACCGAGGUGCGUUCAUCUGAGGCUCCGGCGGCCAACCUGUCAGAGGGGAGUGACGACCCGAGCGCACCUCCCACGUCAGACGCCUCGGGUGAUGCGUCGGGGUCGCCCUCUGCGACUCGUCCUGCCGGCGGUCCAGCCUCUUCGGGCGGCACGCCAGUCUCUGCUGGUCCUCUCUCUCCCGACUCUUCUCCGCGUCAGUCCCCUGCCUUGGCAACCUCUUCCUCGUUGUCUUUGUCUCCGCGUUUGUCGUCGGCGAAUUCGCCUCCGCAGGUCUCGACUUUUUUUCCCGCCUCAGCCCCGCCGCUGUCUCAGCCUCCCGCCCCUCCGUUGUCUGCCUCCUCUCGCGCGCCUCCGUCCUCUCUUUCUUCAGCCCCGCCGUCCCACAACGCGCCCUCGCCUCCAGCAGUGAGUUCCUCGCUGCUUUUCGCGGUCCUGCGGCCUCUGCUGCUUCGCCUGCUUCCGGCCUCCUUGCAGGGCGUGGCAGCCGAUGCGGUGUUCCUGCAACUCUGGCAAAAACAGCUGCAGCUCCACGACGUCACCCUUCAGCCGCAACUCCUCGACGCCUUCCACAUCCCCUUCUACCUUCUCUACGGCUACAUCGGCUGCGUCCGCGUCUACCUUCCUGCCCAAGACGGCGGCGCAUCUUCGGAAAAUGGAGCGCCAAACGCGGCGGCCUCCUCUCCUGCAAACGAAGGCGAUGGCAGUCCGCCAGCCGCUGCGAAGGCCCCGUCGCGACACGACGCGUCCGGCGCUGCCCUGGAGCAAAACUCGCCCGGCGGCGCUUCGGGGCCCAGGGUGUCUCCGCCCUUGGCUUCAGCCGGAGCUCCCCCAGACCCCACGGGACUCAACCCGCCAUCUGGUGCGGAUGCCGCCGACUCUGCGGAGCCUCCGCCCGAACGGCCUGCCGCCUCGACCUCCGCCGCAUCCCUCGUGGUGGAGGUUUCGAAGCUCGUGCUCGUGUUCGCGCCGAAGCCUGUGGAAGAAUGCAGCGAGUCGGAGUUCAUGGCAAGGCUCCAACAGCGUCGCCAGCGUCUCCUCGACGCUGCAGACCUGCAAGUGAUGGAAGAAGCCAUGCGGGUGCAAUGCGGCGGCAAGCACGUGGACUCGAAAGCUGCCGCCUCAAGUGGAGGUCUUGCGCGACCGUUCUUCUCGGCCGCCGCUCUCCUGUCUAGGUGGAUCAACCGCCUUCUCCAAGACCUCCUCAUAGAUGUCAACGACGUCCACAUCCGCCUGGAGGCUGUCUCCGUGCUGCCGGACCCUGCCACAGGCUCUCGCUUCGCAAUCCGUCCGCAGCCGCUCCACCCCGCGUCCCAUCACCACAGAGAUGGACGGUCCCCUUACCUGUCUCGCGCCUCGGCGCCGCGAGACCAUCUGCAUGCGCCCCGCCAUCGGAAAACAGAGCUCGAGCGGCACGUGAAGUCACCCAAGGAGCGCCGCCGCGUGGGGGGGCCGAAGAGCCGCUCCUGCUCAGCCAGAGCUGAGAUACAGGGAGGACGGAGUCGAAGCGGCAGAGAGAUGGUCAGCGCACACACAGCUCCGGCGUCUCCGCCGUCGAGGACCCUGCCUUUCGCGGUUGGCGUGACACUCCGGCGCAUGCAGAUCCGACAGGUCGGCGCCCACGUUUUCGCUGCGGCGGAGAAGGUCGAUGCCGCGGGAACUGCGAGUUUUUGGGAAGACGAGCAGAGCCCAGCGGGGGGCGGAGACAGUGAAGAAAAGGGGGGAGAUGAGCGUGAACAGGCGCCACGUACGUCAGAGGUUCGGCUUGCAGACGUCGCGGGAGCUCCCAGUGGAGGCCAGAGCGAGGGACUUCCUUCCCGUCGGGACGGAGACCAUCCGGAGCGAGGAAAGAGGUACAGCGACGCUUUUUCGGAUUCUGUGGCAGACGGGUUCCGGUUCAGGGUCUUCGAUGUCGAAGCUCUGACAGCGUACACCCAAGCAGAGACGCUGUUUCUUGCCCCGACAACGCGGACGAACACAGAACUCCACACGAAGCUAGCGCGGUGCGUUGAAACGCUGACUGGCUCGAGAGCCUCUGCGAUGCGGCUGGGCGUCUCAGGGUUAGAUUCGGCGUCUUCAGAGAACUGCACGGAGGCGUCGAAAUCCGUGCCUUCUUCCCCCGAAGGUUUCUGCAGCCGCGCAGCCUCACCGCCGGCCUUCACCCGCGACCCAGCGCGGAGCGAAGUGGACUCGUUUCAGACCACGCCUGGGCGUUCGGCAGCGUCAACAGAAGGCGCGGCGUCCGCUGCAGUCCACACGGGACAGCAGUCUCGCGCGGACCUUCAAGCGGUGACAGCUCUUUUAGAACCGCUGCUCUGGCACCUGCUGGAGCCCGUGAGUGCCCGUCUGCUUCUGCGGCAGGUCAAUGGAGGGGAGAACGGGGCAGGAACGGGUCUGGGAGGGAAGCGCCCCGGCGACGUGGGAAGGGAUCCCGUCGCGGCGGAGAGCGGCGCAAACGGAGCACACGAGAAGCGAGACAGCGAUACCGCCGGCGGACGGGGGGGCGAAGCCGCGGGAGGAACGGAAAGAAGGCAAGACCGGGACAGCGCGGGGACUGGGACCGCUGAAGAGGCAAUGUCCUGCGGAAAGGAAGCAACGGAAGGCAGUGAAGCAGUUGCGUACGCCGCCCUUUUGCACCUGGAGUCCGUCCAGAUUGCGGUUCCUGUUCACUACAUCUACCACGCCGUGUGGCUGUGGAAACUCUUGGAAAAACACAACGAAAAAGUUCUUCUUCUUGAGCGACGCAUUGAACUUUUUUACCCGUAUCGCCCGCAGUGCCAAGUCCGCGGGAGCGCCCGUCUUUGGUGGAGCUACGCAAUCGGCUGCGUCCUCCGCGAACGCCGCUGUGCAUGCGCCGGCAUCGACCCCGCCGAACUUUCCUUGGCUUCAGAUUCAGGAACGGCCGCGUCUCCGAGCGGCGGAGGUGCCAGUGUCCCCGCUGCCUUCCCCGCAGGACUCCUUGCCUUUGGGGAGUCGAUCAAAAACGCUCGCCUUCAUCAGAAAGGCCUCGAGUACCGAGACCACCUUCUCGCGGUUCUACACAACCGAGCAAAUGCCGAGAACCUGAGGCGUCUACAGUCGUUGAGACGCGAGCUCCCCAUGCAAGUGCUGCUCAGCAGCCACAUUCAGGCUCGACGCGCCUUCCUCACGGAGCGCAAGCAACCGCGUGGCUUGGGGGCGACGCUGUGGGGCGCCAUCUGGGGCCACGGCAAGACGGGAGAAGCGCACGGUGGACAGCAGGAAGCCGCUCGAGCGACGCGUGGCGGGCCACCGCAGGUCUCGGCCUACCAACGUGACCGUCUGCUGGGGCGCAGACGCUCGGUACAGAAAACCGGGACCGAUGAGCAUCAGGAAGACGGGGAUCUCAGCGAUGAUGAAUUCCUCGAUGCUUUGUCUGAGCCGCCCUCGUCGUCCGAGGCAGAGCAACGCCUGCCUGAUCACAGCCUCUCGAAUGGGAAUGCGGGCGCAGCGGCGGUGGAUGGCCGCACUGAACAGCCGCUGGCUCUAGCGUCCUCUCAGGAGCCGCCUGCUACUCAUUUGCAUCCCCAUUGUGAGCGAGGAGUCCCCUGUUCAGGACGCUCAAGUGACCGCGGCGAUGCGGGGGCCCUGUCUAUGCCGCUGUACCGAUCUUCUUCUCACCUGGCCGACUUCUAUGACUGCCAGGAAGAGCUGGAUGAAAAACAGCGACACGAGCAGCAGCUUCAGUUGGCUGCCAGAGCUGCGGCUGACGCUGCGAGAGUAGCAGACGAAGAGGCGCAAAUUCUCUGGGCUCAAAAGAACCAGCAAUCCGACCGCCCUUUUCUCGCUCUUUCUGUUCUGUUGAGGGCCGCGGGCGUUCAAAUCGUAGGCGUGAGAACAGAGCGACGCUGCUGCCGGUCCAGUUUGUCUCCGGCGGACUUCCCUGGAACUCGAUUACGCCGCGACAGAGACUGUUCUGUGCACAGCGAAGAUGCGGGUGAAGCAACGGGGAGCGAAGCGGAGGGAAUGGCGCAGUGGGAAGGCGGGGAAAGUUUGAGCGAGGACGUCGAUGGUGAAAGACAUUUUCAAGCAAGCAGUGAUGCCUCGGGGAAACGCGACGGAACAGCAAAAGGAGGGGAACGCGAGUGGUACGAAAGGGUGCACUUCCGGAUGAGCGGCACACUGAGGGAGAUGCGGAUUCAGCUCGUGUAUGGCGAUCUUCAGACACGCGCAAGAGUGGGACUGCGAGAUAUGGCCGUGAUGCAUCAAAGGGGAAAUGUCACUCAACGUCUGGUGUACAGACACCUCACGUUGGAACGGCCACUUCUUCUCGUCUCCUUUUCACGCAUUCUGAUGCCUCCGGUCAGCGCCGCCGGAGACGCGUCUGUGGACUCUCCGAGCGGGGCGUCGAGAAGCGCCUCGAAUCCAGGAUUCUCCAGUGGACAAAGUUCUCAAUCGCAUGCCGCUGCUCUUGGGAACGCGCCGCGUCUUGCUCCAACUUCGUCUUCUCUGUCCGCUCGGAUGCAGGGACACUCUCAACCCGCCGAAGGCCGGAAAUCUGUACCCCCCGUCGCCGCUCUUGUCUCCCCCACAGGAACGAGUGGGACGCACACUCCGUCGCUUCGCCCGUUUGUGAACGAGACAGGGGAGGGAGGCAGCUCAGAGCUUCGUUUAGUCCUCCGCCAUUUCGUGUGUAUGUACGCCCAAGAAGCCGUGCAAGACGCCGCUGUCCUCGCUAGCGAGGUACAGCACGGCCUGCGGUUGCCGGCGCCGUCCUACGAUUGUCGGCCGGGAGAACCUCCUGGGCCUCGAGAUGCCAAAGAGCGAGAAAAGGGGAUAGAAAACGGGGCGGUUCGAGCCGAGAGGCGAAGAGGGCAGGACGGAGACGCGCCUACAGCCGACAGGAACCUCGGUGACGCUCUGUCAGCACCUUCGGCGACUUCAGACACAGCGAGAGGAGAGUCCGGUCUUUCGACUUUCGCCGCUUCGUCCCUGGCGUCUGGUGCCCAGGCUGCAUCCGGAGACCUCGGCAGAGUUGAAGGAUCACCUUGGCCAGCGAAAACCAGGAUGACUGCGCGGCACCUGCUGCUUCGCAGUCGAGAGCGUCUGAAGGCGCUGAGUCUGUCGACAAAGUAUUCCAUUCAGCUGUGCGCCCCCACAGUAGUCCUCCCGACGAAGAAGGAACGAUUUGGGGAUGCGCCGGUCGUGGCGCUCCAUCUGGGAGACAUCCACGUGUCCAGCGUCGACUCCCCAGACGGGCCAGAGGAAGGCGCCCUGUGCCAACCUGCGGCUCUCGCGGAGCCGUUUUUCUCGAGCAGCACCGACGCGCUGCGGUCCUCUGCAUCCGUGAACGCGCCCCCGCAGGCGCCGGAGACGGGGACAGCGGCCUUCUCCGCGCGUGCGUUCGAGUCUCCACGCACAGGAGGCCGGCACGGGCACCCCGCGGCUUCCAUGACGGCGCAGCCUACUUGGACACCCUUCUCGUCUUCAAUGUUUCCGGGAGGCGUAGGCACAGGAGCGCCCAGCGACCGCCCCUCUGCAUGGCCGACAAAGACGACGGGCGCAGGACGCGAUGAGGACGUACGAGGACACCGCAUGCUGGUGCGCUCCAGGGUACGGCAUUUCGUCGUUUUCAGUGAGCUCCAAGUGCAGCGAUAUUCGUCGCUGGUCGCCUUCCGAGCCUCCCUCGAUUGUCUGGCAACUACGAUGACCUCUCGCGGCAGAGAUGAGAGUCACACCGGCGGAGAGAAACUCGACGCGAACGGGCAGUACCACGCGGCGGCUGGCGAAGGAAUCGCAGCAAAGGGCGACGCGGCGGCGAACGUAGGGAACGAAGGCGCGCAGCGACAGCGAAGUGGGGAUGAAAAACUCGCGCCGGAGACGCAGGAUGAGAGUGCCGUCCCAAGGUUUCCAACUGCAAUAGAUGUCACGACGUACCAGGUCGUGGACCUUCGCGCACUCAUUCUCCCAUCGACUCGACUCCCCUCUCCCGGAGCUGCGACGUCGCUGGACGCCACCCUCCCGACGCCUGCCUCCUCUGCAUCCGUCUGCAGUGGCGACGCUGGCGAAGGGGUGUCCCCGGACUCGCCAGACAGCCACACCGACGCGGCCACGUCUGCUCCCCGGCGAUCCACGGACCUCGGCAAGCCUCGGCAGCGCUCGCGCUCCCUUUCCCUGCCUCACGGAGACGAGCAAGAAGCGUCGGAGGAAAAAUCCAUCAUGCUGGUCAAGGGCGUACUCCCAACGGUCUCACUGAAUCUUAGCAGCGUGGUGCUCGACAGUCUCUUCAGAGCUGUCGCGAUUCUCCAGGCACCUGUGCGGCCGGGGCAGUCCGAGGAGGCAGCUGGAGCUGCUGCCACAUCCCGUGACCCUCCGCAGAGUCCGUGCCCUCGCGUCCCUUCGGCUCCGCGCGCGUUCGGAGCCCACCUCGGUGGAAAUCGGCAGAGGCUACUGGAGACGCACGCCUCUACCUCGUCCGUACAGCCCUCCGCCGUGCCUCCAGAUCUCAACCGGGAGCAGAAGGCAGCGGAAUGGCAAGACGCGGGGGUGCGGGAGGAAAAGCCUGAUGCGGGAUCGAACCGCAAAGCCGAGGCCGGUGUCUCCUGCAGCCGUUUCAUUCGAAUCGCCUCCCUCUUCCCCUCAGUGAUGACGGCAGUGACUCUCCAGCACAUGUCGAUCCGGUUCCACUGCGUCGAGAAAGCGCCCGCGUCCGAUCCGCCGCGUCCCCGGCGGAGGCGACUGUCCUCCGGCGUUUCCUCUGGUGCUUCUUGUGACGAAGCAGAAGCCUUGCGAACCCUCGAGCGAAAGGGCGUUGUCCAACUGCGGACGGCGGGCGUGUCCGCAUACGUGGAGCGCGGAGACCUCGGCCAGAAUGUCGUGCUUCAGAUGGUUUCUCUAGACCUCAUUGAGCCGGAUCUGCCCGAAGGCCACCCAGAUCGGGAGAUUCUGCAAACGGGGAAGAAGGCCGGAAACGCGCUGUCCGGAAGAGCUGCGCCUUCUGUCGGGAGUCGAGCGACCGGGCGUCUGCUACCAGGCGCUGAAGCAGAAAAGGAUCUCGGCGGCAGCCCGGCAGCGAGUGGCACGGAGCGUGAAACCGACACCGCGUGUGUGUCGAUCCUCUUCUCCUCUCGGGCUUCCGCGGCCGUUCCCCACUCGCAGGCCUCCGUGUGUGGCCCGAGGGGCGGGGAGCUUGAGCGGCAGCGCCCUCCUCUCGCCGGGCUCGACAGCUGGCGAGCCACGCGAGAGAGGCAGGAAGAAGACGGAGUUGAGACGGUUGCAGAAGAGCCCCGCACCCGACUGCAAGUCGCCAUCCGGUCGUGUGUGUCUGUGAUAUUCCGCCCCGACGUCUUCUCCAGCUUAGUUCUGUUCCUCAAAGAGCCAGCGCCGCGUGCGCGUCGGCAACCAAGGGACGGAGGCGAGGGGUCUGUGUCUCCCUCGCGUGUGCAAGAGGCCUUGUCCCCGAGGAGUUUGCGUACGACACCUGGUGCCAGAGAAGCUUUCCCGCAACAAGAAGGGUGCGACUCUGGCGGAGGGAGUGAAAAAGCUGGUGGCGCCGAGCCCUCAGAUCCAGACGCCGCGGCUGGAGAGACAAGCGGAGCGGUCUCGCCUUCUUCUUGGACGGUGUUGCCGUUGUCGCCGCCGGAGGCCGCAGCCGUCGAGCGGGAACUGAAUCCCCUCGACACGGAUAUUGGGCUCACUCUCGAGGGGGUCCAGUUGGUCUGGGUCGAUCGGCUGUCUGAGCGACAUUUUGCGGUUUCCAACUUUGAUGGGGCUGAAAUCGGCCUGUCCCUCCGUCCGUUCUCCACAGACUGCCACGUCACCCUCCGCAACUUCACUCUGUCCUUCCUCUCCCCCACAGAUUCCAGAAGGAGACGCGGUCGGGCGUCAAGGUUGAAGGCCGCUCGGGCCUCCAGUCCGUCGCAACGGUGGGAGUCUCCGGGCGUCGCGGUGGCUAGCCCGCCGCAUGAAAGAGGAGAAAGGCAGCUCGCGGUUCCUGUCGCCAGUCGCGGGGGAACAGCGGGAGAAGCGGGUAGCCGCCGCGGAGGGAAGGCUUCUAGGCGCUUGCUGCCCGAGGCAGGUCGCGAGCUCGGCCCGCAGCCGCUUGCCACAAGAAUUGUGGGACUGCUACCCGGGCAACCUUACGUUCUUCGAGUCAAUAUGCGAAGCGUGCAUCCGUCGCUUCCGUCCUUCUCAGGGUACGGCCUUCUCCUUAAGGUGGACAUGGGCGCGAUUGAGCUGGUGUAUCUCCACAAGAAGUUCUGGAAAGUCUUCGACUGGAUCCUUGACCCGUUCAUCAGCACUCUCACCGCCAGUCCAGCGGACGUGCCCGCCCCGCCCCCCCGGGUAUCUCCAACAACGGCUACGGCCCAUGCCGAGGCGCCCUCGUGCCCACUUCCUGUCCUGGAUUCUUCCUCCACGCGUCUGCCUCGCGUCGACCAAGCCAGCGCGCGCAGUUUCCCCAAUCCGGGCCUCGCGCGUCUUUGCCGCCUCCUGGAGUUCCUCGCCCGACAUUCCCGUGCUCGCCCGCCGCCCCCUCGGCCGCAGGCGCCUGCGCCGUUCCACGCAAACGUCGCGAUGGCAGUCGGCGAGUCCCGCUCCUCUCAGCCGCUCACUUGGCGGUGUAGCUGCGGCAGCGUUUCCCACUCGCCCCGAGCGGCCGCGUACCUCCGGCAGCUGCGGCAUCUCGGCCCUCGCACCAACCCGCCGCUUCACCUCUACAGCUACGAUGUCACCAUUCGUUCACCCGUUGUGUUCGUCCCUGGGGCAAUUGUCACCAGCCCGCCCGUCCCAGUGUCCGCGGAGCUCCCGCCCGUGUGGAGAAGAGAGCCGGCGGCGGAACGCGCACCCGAGAGGACAACGCAGGCUGGCGAACCUGACGCCUCAGCCGCCGAGGCGCCACAAGACCGCAAGGGCGCACGACCAGCUGCUGUCGACCCUCGGGUGUCUCUAGGCUUUUCAGAUGUGCUGUGCCCUGGCAUCGAGCUGCGGCUCGGCGAAUUCUCCGUGCGAAAUCGCGUUGGAUGCGCAGCGGAACGGACGGGCCUCGUCGACGACAUCCGCGUGGAGCUCACAAAGAUGACGGGGCGGGUCGCGUGGAGGCGACUGCGAAGCUCGUUGCCCGCGCGAGACGAGGCCGCCAGCGCCGAUGGAGGUCCCGAGGAGCGAGGCGCAAACAGACCUGCUGGGCCGGAGGAAAACGAAGUUGUCCUGAAAGAAAUGAACGUCGUCGUCAGGUGUUUCAGAGGUCUCAACCAAGCUGCACGGAAAGUGCCCCACCCUACGUGGCUUCGCGUGGAGAUUGACGAUGUCCCUCUCGUUUUGUCGCCGUUUCGGCUCCAACUCCUUCUCGCCCUACUCAACUCAAAUAUUCUUCAUAAUGACCCAGACGUCGUCCUCGCUAGCUCCCCUCCCUCUCGCCCCCUGCUCCGCCCGGGGGCCGCGACGUCCGCCGCUGCUGAUCCAUCGCCCAGGAGCUCCUCCAGAAGUUUUUUCGAGUCCAGUUCUUCGCGGCUUUCCGAGCGUUCGAGUUGCCACCGCGAGGCAGCUCUUCAGGGUCGGCACCGUCGAAAAGAAGAACGCCUACAUGCCGACGCAACAGACGUGGAGCCGCGACAGACGAGUGUCGACUGGCUUCGACUCCUCGACGAAGAGGGCGUCUGCUCUCUCCGUUUCGAGGUGUUUCUGCGAAAUCUAAUCGUCGAGCUGGUAACGGCAGCCGGUGGCGAGGCAGAGAACGCGCGAACUCUCAAGACAGGAGCCGACGCAGGCGAGACAGUUGCGGUCGAGCACAGCCACGGGUCAGCUGCCGACGCCGUGUCCAUGAAGGGAAAAGAACGGACAAGAGCGGGCGCCAGGCGUGGAGGGCCCGGGCCUAGGCGCAGCCUGCUGCGACGCAACAACGCCACAAGGAAAGCUGUGGAAAAUCCACCGCACUGCUUGUUCCACGCCAAGACAAUGACGGUGGAGAUGCUGUCGGUCGCCUUGCCGCCUUUCAGUCCAGCGUUGUCUGGCGCUUCGCAGCACGGUCUUGAGUCUUCUAGAGCGACGGGCGCAGAGCCGUCUUCCGCAGAAGACGUCCGAGUCUCUUUGCACGGUUCGGCUCUCAGUCUCGAGCAGUUGGCGGCCACUUUGGUUGCGGUGCGCCUGGACACCGCUCGUCUGUUCCACCCUGCGUCGGCUCCUCCCUUCAGUGUCAUUCUCUCCGAUGCACGCCACAACUGCAUGGAUCUCGCGUGCCAAGAGCUGCCGCGCUCCCCGUCGCCGGCCGCUUGCAGCUCGAGGCAAGACCCUGGGACCGCCGGAAGUGGAGAAGCGAGGCAGGCAGACAACGGAUCCUCUGCGAGAACGUCGGCUGCCGCGUCUGACCGAUGGCGCUGGAACGCUGCAGAGGAGACGGCCGAGGACGGUGGUUGCGAUUUCCAAAGAGGACGAAAGGGAGGCGAUGCUACUCAGUGUGAACAGCCAUUCAGCUCUGAUCCAGGAGCGCUUCUUGACCACGUCGAAUUGGUGCAUCCAGCGGGAAUCGUUCAGUUCAACGGUGUGUCGGAGACACUUCUGUUUCCUCCUGGUCCGUGUGCAGAUUACCUGGCGCUGGGUCCCACACGAAGGCAAGGUGACGCCGAGGCGGAAACCGCCGAGAGACAGCCAGCGGGGGCGCCUCUGCCGUCGCAUGCGGGCGAGGCGGAUGCAGGCCGCGAGCGUCGUCCCGAGUUGACCGUUACGUACCAGAACGCAAACGCCACGCUCCGAUCGCUUCGAAACCACGACAGGAAGAUGGCGUGUUUGGGGGUGGGAAACUGUACCGGCUCUUGUUACCUUGAAAAUCAGCAAAACAUUUCCGUCAGUGUGGCGCACCCGAGAUGCAUCCUUCAUCUGCCUCUGUUUAUGCAAACGUACGACUUCUUCUUCUCUCCCGCUCCGGCCACACAGCCCGGCGCUGCCUCGCAGCGCGGGGGUUCCUCACCGGCGCCGGGAGGCGAAGGAACACAAGAGAGGGCGACCAAGGAGAGCACUGGGCGAGCCGAGCAGCAGAAUCUAGACGGUCGGCGAAGCGACAGUGUUGGGACCGCGAAUUCCGCCACGAGCGGGCCCUCGAAAGCAGCCAGGGUUCCAAUCCCUCUCUUAGCUGUUGAAAAGUGCCGGGAGGUUGAGGGGCAAGCUGAGGAACACACCAGCGCCGGACACCAACCGCAUUGGCAGCCAGUGGGAGAGACGGCAGUCCCUACCUUUGCUGAAAGUUUAACUCGGUCGCGAGUCCCGGAAGAGACGUCGCCUCGUCCCCUGCUCAUGUCUCAGCUUCGACGACUCCAAUCCGCAGCGGCAGACGUCUACCACAUGCGCUUGCCUAUCUCGCCAAGGCUUAAAAUGCUGCCUCUGACUGUCCUGGCUUCACCUCAAGAUGAAGACGAAUCCGGCGUUCAGGAGGGACUUCCCGGUGCGGUUGCAGCUCUGGUGACUGCGCGCCGGGCUCCAGCCUGUUCUGGAGGACUCGGUUCCAGCCUGCAGGGACUCCAGAGAAAGAAGGGAAAACGGGAAAAGGAAGGGCUGCAGACGUCCCCAUCGCUGCGACACUUGGGUCGGUGUGGUCCUUCAAGAAGAGCGCAAAUUGCCGCUGGCGGUGGCCAACAAGAUGUCGAGCGGAACUCGCCAAUGAAAGUUGUGAAGAGAGCUGAGGUGAAGCUGGAGCUCACCAGUGCAUCCCUGAUUCUUCCGGGGAACUGCCAGGAUUCUCACAGUGCCCUUGUGGCUAUGCAGGGAUCCCUGUACUUACGGAAGAAGACAGGCGCUGCGCCGCCGCCCUCUCUCGCGGGCCUGGCUGCUCUCUGUGGGGACCAAGAAGGAAGGGAACCGAGCUUUGAAUUCAAAAGUGAGCGACGCGGUUCGGGCUCAGGUGUCGCAGCUGCAGUGGGAAGCAACGCAGAAUCUUGGAACCGCCCGGGCGAAAAGCUUCUCCUCGCAAGGUCUUCUUCUCGGCUCCGUGCAGGUCUUCUCGCCCGUUCAGCCUCAGGCCUUCGUAUUUUAGGGAGGUCAGCAGCAGCUGCGACUGAUGCGGCAGAACAUGACGGAUUGCAGAGGCGUCCGGAAUGCUCGAGCUCCGCUCCGAUGUCUGGGGAAAAGCACGAAACAGUUGAUUCUCCGACUGGCGAACAGGCGGAGGAAUACACACUGGUAAGAAUCCGAGAAGCCACUCUCUUCUGCUGUCGCCGACCUGCCAUACUGAUGGGUUUGGAGGAACAAGCCCUCAGGGGGCAGACGGGGCAACGCGAUCGGGAAGAUCCUCUCAUGGAGAGAGCAGAAAGAAGCCGGAGGGGCGAGGAGACAACGGUAUCUGGGGGAGGAAGUUCCGUCGGGUCUUCGGCCAGAGCCUGUCGUCCCGAACCUGCCGACGCAGAAGCGGCUCUGCGCAAAGGCAAAGAGACCGAGGGGCCGUCCACACGCGGCCUCAGCCCGGGUCGCAGCCCUCACCUGCUUCCCGCCGCAUGCGGCAAUCCACUCACCCACAGCCGCCGAGGCCCGCACGCAGUGGAUUUUCGCAUUCUCUCAGCUGGCAUGCACAUGGACUUUCUCCUGCACAAACGCGAAGGUCGUCGCUCGGCUGCAUGUGUCCGAUCGGGCGACAGCUCCUGUUGUCUCCUCACACCAAGCGAACGAGACGCGUCGGAAGAGAUGCGAGAAGUUACCGGUGCAGAGACAGAGGGAGGAUUCAUAGUGAGGUCUGGCGGAACCGAGACUCGCGAUCCGUUCUACACGAGGAGGCAAACGCGUUUCCUCGCAAGGCGGCUCGAGCCCCACGCUCGGGGACCCCUUCAGGCGCCACUGUCUCGAAAAUGUGGCUGUUGUCUGGAGUUCCAGCGCGUCCACAUUGGCGUCUAUCCUUGCUCGGUCGAGAUUUCUUACCAAGAUCUUCUCCUGGUUGCUAAUUGUCUCCACUAUCAGCGUACUCAGCUCGAAGCGCAGCAGCAGCCGCACGGACGAGAACCGCCUGUGCACGCGUCGACUUCGUCCACCACUGAAUCUUCCUCGGACGUGCCUCCAGGCGGCUGCUCGUCUCCGCCCUCGAUUCCCGCAUCGGCAGCUUCCGCUAGGCAAAGAGCAGACGAGGGUGCGGAGAGGCCUCAAGACGUGGAACACGAAGCGGAAGGUCAACGAGAAAUCGAGGUGCACGUUUCCGCUCUCCGUCUCACGCUUUUGAAUGAUUGCUUUGGCUCUCUGCACGCGCCCUUGUUACAGCUUUUUGUCCCCUCUGCAUCCCUUCGCCACAGAGGAUACUCGGUUCGCUCCUGGCCUCUUUUGUGGACGGCGGCGGCGGCUGCUGAGGCUGCCGAUCUGUGCACUCGAGGCAAGGAGGCGAGUGACCGCGUAGGCCGUGCGAGUUUUUUCUUUUCGCGUUUCCGUCCUCAAGAUGUGCACCCAGGUUCUGCGGAUUUCGGCGUCGGAGUGGGAGGGGGGGGCGAGCCCAACGAGGAAGAGGCAGCUCAGAGCGGCCUUUCAGACGAAACCGGGGCCCGACAUCUGCCCCGUUCUGACGCCUCCAGUGCCGUGCGCGGCGCUUUCGCGUUCCAACAGCCGCCUCUUUGGGCCUCUGGUGCGCCAGCGACGAUCGACGGGCGUGACGUGGACUCUCUGGACACUCUGGAUCGUCGGGUCCGACACAGACAAGGCCGAGAUGCGCGUUCCCGUGGGGAGAAGCUCGUCACCUGCGGGGUCAGUUGCGUCGACUUUUCCUUGCUUCUCUGGUGUUUCAAUCCCGUCGCGGUCGCCUUUGAGCCCGUGAUUGAAAAUUUUGCUCUCACCGCAGUGAGCAGGGACCUCCCCUAUGAAGUGUAUGCCUGUACCUAUCCUGGCGAGGCUCCGCUGCGGCAUCUCGUUCUGGAGGAAGAAUCCGCACAAGCUCUGGCGAGGGAAGGACUUCAUCGAAGCAGAGAGAGAGAGAUUGCCGGCGGCAGACGCGAAGGAGUUGGGGAAGAGGAGAGCCCGGACGCCAGGGAGGGACGACGCCGAAGCAGAGCGCUCAGUCGCCAACUCCCGCGUUCCCGGCGGAAGAGUAGACGGGGGACCGAAAGCGGCGGCUCCGGUUCGGAGACGCUUUCUGAAGUCAGAAAGUCGGCAAGGACACGAGACUGGUGUGGGUCAUGCGAUUCCUCUGCCAAGUCUCUGCCAAGCGGCUGGCGGUGCGAACGAAAAGUGAAGACACAAUGCAUGCUGAGACAGAAACCAACUUUUAGCUAUGACUGGUCCAGUGAUGAGGCAGUUGAUGCUCCCGACACGAAGUGGGGCGAAGACGGUCAGGGCAGCUCAGAGAGCAGUCACAAUUUCUUGACUGCUUCCCUGAGCGACGAAAGCGAUGUUUCAUCUCUGGACGGAACGGACUGCAAUUCUGGCCCCUCUUCAAGUUCGCGGAGUGUCUCAGUGCCCUCUUUGCCACGUCAGGCAGAGCAGACUGCCAGCUCCUCAGAACCAGCGAGAGUCGAGGACAUCGCUUCCAUCUCCUCGUACAAAAACCUCGAGGAUUCUGAGCUUUCAGAUGUGUCGUCUCUGUCUUCCUUCUCGACGGAAUCCGGUUUGGAAGAAUCGAUUGCGUCUCCGCCUCCAGAAAAGCGGUACAGAGGUAUCUUCCUCUCGUCGCCCUGCACGUCGCCAAUCGAAAUCAAUGUGUCCCACGUUCUUCUGCGUACGCUUCUCUCUGCUCUCACUCAGUGGCGCAGCGACUUUCUUCGGCACGCCCUCCCCUUCCAGGGAUCCGGUGUCUCUGGGGCUAACUCAAAUGAGCCUACUCGGACUACUCAGGUGGACAUCAAUAAGCCUCUCCGGAACUCUGGCGGGGCUCGGCCGUCCGCUGACGAGUCGCCUGCACACGUUCUCGAGAGUGUACAGACGGCAGCGAAAAACCAGGAUUCUUUUGACGGCCCCGUCCGGCGAACGUCCCGGACGACGUGCCCGUGGCCCGCGGCAGGGAAAGACGUCAGGGAACAAGCGGGCGACGAGGGGCAAGACACUCGAGACGGAAGCUCGGUAGACCAAGCCACCAGUGGAGAGAACGUGGCUUCUUUCGACGUGGUGGGAGCUGAGGGAGACUCGGCGACUUCGCGGUUUCCUUUCAUCCCUCUCCCCCGCGUUCUUUCUCCUCCCGAGGAGGAAGCGACCGGCUCGCUCCCUACCGGUGUCUUGCCCUCGAGUGAGCAAGGGACUUCCGUGGAACCUGCUUUUGCUUCUUCGUUGACUGGCACAGAGGAAGAUCCCGAGUCGCCCCGAAGCGGCGGAGAUGCCAAUCGGGACAAGAGCGAGCUCGAGUCAGGGUGCAGUCCUGGAGAGUUCUCCCUGGGAGGCGACAAGAGCGCGGAGGCCGGCAGCGAUCGUGGGUCGGAAGAAGGACACGACGGAAAGACGCGUUGGCGAGAGGACAGCGAGUCACCUGGCGAACGUUCCCAAGUGCCCUCGAGUUCUGCCUCUGCGGGCUCGCUUCGCUAUCCUCCCGCUGGGAACAUCGCGAUGGCGGCUGUUUCUCGCUCCUCAUCGGUCUGCGACGCGGCUGCUGUGUGUACGGGCAGCGCUUUAGGCAGCAUAGCUCCUUCGCCAGCGGAUCCACGCCGACAACUUUUCAUUCCCUACGUAGUCAAAAACGAGACGGGGAUGCUUCUCCAUGUCGAUGUUCCUCUGCGGUCGCAAGCUGGUCCUUCUCAAGAGGCGCCCGUCCCAGGUGUCGCUCCCGUUGCCCUCGAGACGACUUCCGACCGAGGAAGUGCACAACACGCAGACGGUUCUCGCAGUGCGGGUAUCGGGACAGAUGGAGCCAAGCUGGUGCGUCCAGAAAAUGCAUGUGAGCAGUCGAUGCCCGUCGACGGCCGCGGCUUCCCCGGGGGCGGGGGUGGCGAGACGCCUUACGUCCUUAGCAGUCGCGCUAGCGACCAAAACUCAGACGAGGAAGGCGACUGCAUGCGAGGAGAAGCGAUUCGCAUCGGGAGACCUGGCGGACGAAAGGCGCGUGGGAGAGCUGGCGGAUGUGGCUGGGCAAGAGUUGCCGUUGCCCCCGCAGAAGAGAAGGCUCUUCAACAGCUUCAGAUUGAAGUGGGAAGAGCCGCGUGCCUUCGUGUGAGGUUGGGACUGACCUCCUGCGGGCGGAGAGACAGUGGAGGAGGGCGUGCACCGGCAGUCGAUUUCGUGGGCGCACAAGGCGGCGCAAGGAAACAAAGAGGCGGUGGGGAACGGCCUGGGGGCAUCCUGGACAAUAUUGUUUGGGAGGCUAGUCGCCCAGUCCCUAUCGAUAGAGUUGGCGUGUAUGCACAGCCGUUAGCGAUCAGCGAGUCCGGCUCUGUGACGCAUUCGCUCGAUGUGCCAGGCAUUCCGUCGGCUCGCAGCUUCUCUCGAGCGAUCUCUGGUGCCAGCCAGUCUGCGUUCGACAGUCCGACGGCUGUGUCACCAGGAACGUCCCCUACCGAGUGGGGUCCGUCGCCGUCGUUGCCUCUCGCCGUGGACAACGCAAGUGGGCAGAUCUCGCCGUUUCUGGCUCUUCCAAAGCCGUCUUUGGAGAUGCGAGAACGGUCGCAAAGUACAGUGCAGCCUGGCGCCUUGCCACUCUCGUCAUUGCCCCUGGCCUCGUCUCUAGCUCUUCUGCGAGACAACGCCUUCAUCAUUUGUCGGGUCGUGGCUGAGGCAGGCAGGAAGAGGUUAAUCGUUCAGUCCCAAGUGCUUCUUCACAACAAAUGUUUCGUGCCUGUGGAAGUUCUCGUCUGGCCUUCUGAGACCGCCGCAGCAGAAGGUCGACGCGCGCCUUUAGAAGCUCGAGAAUGGAACAGCCGCUUGGACACGAGUGCGGGGCAACACGGAUCGCGUGAGGGCGGAGGCGAAGGCGCAGGGACGCUGCACGCCUCAAAAGCCCGCGACGGGACUGCACGAGUUGCCGACGAAGACAUCUUCGAUCCAGAGAAACAGCCGGCGUCGCUACUCCUCGUUAUCCCUCCAGGAGGCUCUGCUGCUGUCCCCGUGAAUCUUUGUCGCACGGGUCGCCUGUGUGUGCGUCCCCGCUCGCCCGCUCACCUUUUCACUUGGUCGCGGUGUCUGCUGCUGUACCGGCUGUGGCAACUUCUUGAUAGCCGGUCGCAAUCACGGAGUCAGCACCCUGCCUCGCACUCGACUGUCUCUUCCUCUCAGUCGCUGCGGCAUAGAGUUGACUCCGGCCCUGCGACUUCGUCAGAGGCUCUUUGGGGGGGGAAUCCGGGUCGUGGGCGGCGCGCGCCUGUCCUCGAUCUCCUUCGGUGCUCCUGCUGCUGUGAAGCGGACAGCGGGACGGGCGGCGCAACUCCAGGACCCGCCACAGAUGAAAGACUAGUGCAGCGAGGAGCGCCUCCGGGACCGGCCUGCGGGAGCUUUAACCUGUGUGUCGUGUGCCAAGGAGAGGACGUUGUCUACGAGGACACCGGAUGCGUGCAGCUGAAGCUCGCAUUCCAUCCGCCCGUCUCCAUCGCCUCGACGCUGCCGUUUCGAAUCAACUGUCGCCUGGAGUCUCUGCACCCGAUAGCUGCCGGGAAGGUGGAAGACUCCAAGCGCGGGGACGUGUCCUCAGGAACGUGCCGCCUCGGCUUCGAGUCCCAGCUUUGUCUCAAUCAACAAGUGCAUCUCCAUAAACUGCCUCUCGCUGGCACCAUUCGUCUCGAGGUGACUGUGGAGGAGAGCAAGCACGGACAGGAGACAGGCUCCUUGCGCUCUGCGCCGCUGCAGAUUCACCCGAUUCCCACAGCUCUCCUAUUGCCUGCACAGACUGCAGCGGCAAUCGGAGUCGACUGUGAUUCGGGAAGUGACACAGAGGACAAUUCUGCGAGCGACGGACCCAACAGCGAAAUGGGACAACGGGCAGAAGCCGUCGCGGAGUUGAUUUGCCGCGACCCUCGCGGAGCGCGACACCCGUUGCGUCUCCUCGUGUUCUUCCAGCAUUCUGCCACAGUCGGCGCGCCGCCUUCGCUUCUCCUUCACACACCAAUGUGGCUCAUCUCCUUCCUGAAGGGUACAGCAGCCUUCAUGCGCGCCCAUAGUAUCUUUCUCAAUGAGGCGCGUGCUAGGCAGGCCUCACAAGCUGCGGACAUCUCGUGUGGCCAGCGGAUCAGUUCUCAAACUCUCAAGUCUGCGUCGAGGGGCGAACAGCAGCGCACGUUGUCCCGGUCCUCUUCUGGCGAGUGUGAACGGACGCCGACGGGAGAGAGUGUGGAAAACAUUUUAGAAAGCGACGGUUCGCAAGACGCAGAAUACUACUAUGUGACCGAUGGUUCGUUAGUUGAAGAUGAAAGCACUUGGGCUGCUGCCGCAACAGCGGUCUCCAACGCGGCUGUCAAUGCAGCCUCUGUGGCGGCCGCCGCCGUGGUUGCCGCUACAGAGCGUGAGGCGUCCAAGACGCCCUUGGAGGCAGACCGGAAAUCAGUUCCCGGGUGGGAACCAGACAACAGCAAGGGCGGGAUGGGCAGAGCCACAAAACUGCAGCAGCUGCUCCGGAGAGUCGCGGGGGAAGGCGCAGAACUCUGCGUGGACCAAGAAGGAGACAAACUGGUUGGAGUGUAUGCCUUAGACUACAAAGCGGAUGCCUUUUUCAUCCACCUCCCCAGUGUCGGCACUUCCCCCUUCUUGAACAUCCGCCGUCCUCUUCCUCCAGACUGCUGUCUACCAGUCCUUCCUCCCGCGUCGGUGGCCUCCCCUGCGCUGCCGCCCCCUCGUCGUCCUGCCCUCGAUGUGGCGGUUCGCGUGUGCAACGCACCUCUCCCGCUCCUCCGGCCGGUUCAGCUUCUCGUGGUGAUGCCUUUCUACCUUGUCAUUAAUGCGACGUCGUACCCCAUCUCGAUUCGCCAGUCGCGCUGCCUAGUGUGUCGCACAAAGGGGAGCAGUCGCCGGUGUCGAGGCCUCACACUUGUGUCGAUCUCGGUUCCGGGAGAGAAAGAGCAAGGCCCGCAAAGCGGAGGUUCCUCUUGGCAGUCGCACGCUCUUGAGGACCGAGCAGCAGCAAAGCCGGCACACGGGCGAGCGGUCCAGGAAAUGGCCGAGGCCACGCGGGAAGGAGACGGUGUUCCGAUGUCAGCCGAAUCGCGUGUCGGGCGCAAGACCCCACCGUCAAGAAAGGAGGAUGCGCGAGGCACUGCCUGGGUGUUACGAGACUUAGAGGACAUCGAGGAGACCGCCGAGAUGAUGGCGGAAGGCGCUGUUCAAAUCCAGCCGAAAGAUCAAAGGCCGUUCUUCUGGGCCAGUGCUCGCGGCGAGAAAUUUAUUCAGCUCUCCAGAACCCUUCAGCGCAACGGGUCUGCCUUGUGCGAGCGCGUCGGUUCGUUCCCUUUGGCGUCAGUUGAUGGUUUUAGGUCUCCGUCUCGUCCAGUUGGUUGCGCGUCCCCCUCUCGCCGUCUCCUCGCAAGCCUCGAACUCCAAACCGGGAGCGCCAGAAUCGGUGAUGCGUCUUCAGCCGCGCCCUCGGCUUCACAUCGUCUCCCGUCUCCGUCGCCCUUGUCAGCGCCGACAAGCAGCGGAAAGGACCGUGCGAAAGCUAGGCGUGUCCCUCCAUCCGGAGCUGACCCGACUCUCGGGCUGUCUGAGUCCGUUGUGACCCAGUACUGGUCUCGUUGGUCAGGGUGUUGUCCCCUCGGCGUGAAAGCUCAGGACUGGCCUGUUCGAAUUCCUCCUGUUCCGCAGCGCCACUUGCUCGCCGAAUCCUCCCUUAGCUGCGGCUGCACGUACCAGGGAGAUAGCGAGCUUCUUCCCUCUCCAGCAUCCGCUUUGCGUCUGCCCAGUUCUGCAUCUCCCGGCGGAUCGCGUUCCCAGCUAGUCGCGCCGCUGACCGCCGUAACGUCCACCAGCUGCGAGCGUCGGGAGAGAGCAAGCUGGACAGAAGCAUUCCUCGUUGCCUUCUUUCAGAGAGUUGCUGACGUACGAAGACUUAUGCGAGUCGACGUACCCACGCGCCCUGUUCCCCCAGCGGCAGAUCCUUGUCGCCACGCUGCGACGGGCAAAGCUGGGGAUUGUCGCACUCCGCUUGCAUCAAUCAGAAAUGUACGGGCCGGAUAUGAACACGCACAAGAAUCGAGUGUCGGCAAGGCGAAGAAACCGUUCAGCGGUGUCGAGACGUCUCCUGCGGGCCCCGUGUGCUCUUCGCUCGGUCCCACAUCAUCGCAGGCGGAGUCAGAUCUUGGACCGGCUGCAGAGAAUGGAACAGAAAGCGCCAAGAAGAAGCCGGCCAGAAUAUGCAGCAGUGUGCUCCGUGUGGAGGUCCGCGAUGGGCCAGCCGGGGGGAAGACUGUCGUGAUCCGCGACGAAGGCUGGGGACAGGCGGACAGUGUGACUAUCCGAAAUCGAUCGCGGUGGACGUUGUUAAUGCGGCAGUGCGUGCAUGCAAAUCCAGUCUUGGCUGCCACCGCUGCGGCAGCUGCUGCGCGAGACGCUGCCGAUGCAGCCUAUGUCGAGGACUCGUGCAGCACGGUUAGCGGUGCGGAGGAGGGAGUCGAUGCUGAGGGGGCUGAACUGAAGUUCAGUUCCUUGGCCGCCGGCAGUCUGAAGAGCAACGAGCGACGAGGGCGUGCGCACGCUGGUGCAACGGGAGAGGUUGGGGCGAGCUUCGCGGAGACAGCAGACAGCGGAACGGACCAUACAGUGUUGUGGCCGCGUAUCCGCCAUGGUAGUCAAAAGGCCUAUGUUUCAAACAAUGUGGGGGAAGAACGCGUCACAGGGCUCAUCGAAUUUCUUCUCUCAUACGGGUUAGGACAGCCAGAGGGAGGCGAGGUCACAGAAGAAAAAGGCCCACAAGCUUGGAAACGGAGUGAAGGAUUGCCUGCUAAUGUUUCUGAGGAAGAACAGGGGAAAGCCUCCGGACAAACUUCGCAAGGCGUCCAGAUGGUUCCCGGAGACUCGAGACAGCAAGACCCGCACCGGAGAUGUCAAAGGCGAUGUGCGUGUGCAGCGGCAACUGCUGCUCCAUACUUUCUGGGUCCGCUUCCUGUGCUUGUCAAUCCUGACGAGGAAAUUAUCAUGGCCUGGGAUGACUGCCGUCGAAAUCGUGCGGUAGAAAUAGCGGGACUCCCCGCCGCCCUCGUCGCGCCGCAUCGUCAGGUAGAAGGUCUCGUUUCAGCGUCAGAGGAAGUUUUCCGGGACAGAACCGGAGUGGAUGGCGACACAGGAAUGAGCAGUCGGCCUUCUGCAUUGGACGGCCGCAGGGAGACAGCGCGGGCCUUGCGGGUCUCAGGCGCUCGACGAGGCACGUCGAGCACGCGCGAGUGCUCAGCAGGUCGGACGCCUGUGUUGAUGCUGUCGCCGCGUUCGUCACCUUCUCUUUCAAGCUCGUUCUCCCCCACGGCAUUCGUGCCGCCUUUCCUUAUUUGCGUCCCGGUUUCCAGCGCUACUCCACAUCGUCAGCUCCUUCGUAUCCCCUCUCUCCCUCCCUCGGAUUGGGUUGUCUUCGAGGUACUCAAGGAAAGCCUGGCAGCGGUCGUCGUCCUCUCGCAGUACCUACCCCUUCCGUCUCCACCCUCUUUGUCAGCCUCUAGGUGGUCCUCCCACGCAGAGGCCCCUUACCACUCGGGUGUGACCGGCAGGCUCACCGCCCCUACUGCUCUGCAGACUUCUGCUGGGCGGGUUUCCCCAGGUGAGCGCGGCCACCGUGGCGCAUCUCCGGCAAAGGCGUCCGCGCGUCUCUCCUCGCAACGGGCAGAGAGCGAUGAAGCUCUUGCAGCUCAAGAAACAAGUCCACAACAGGUGGCUUUUGCAGCGGCGGCUGCGGCGGCUGCGGCUGCUUCAGGUCUCUCCCAAGUCGCGGCAGAUGCGUUUGGGCAAGGCUGGUUCUCGUGGGGAACUUCGAGCCUCUCCCCGACCGCGCCAGCGCCGGUUGCUUCAAGUCGGCCCGCCGAUGGUCGCUCGUCGAUUCCCAGCCCUCGCGGGGACGAAAGGGGAGGCAGAGGUGGAGAUGCAUGGGAAGGCGGCAGCGUCGCAUCUGGUCUAUUAUCUUACUUUUCCCCCGCUGCAUGGUCGGAAGAACGACGCCGCAGUAGUGAGGACUACGGGCGAGGAGCCGAAAUCGUGCCGCUGAUGUCACCGGCAAACGCAGCAGGCGGUCUCGCUUCAUCGAAACCUUUCGAUGACGGUCGAUCCACCCACAGCCGGGGUGCUCGGGGAGCAUCGUCCGUCUUCGCUUUGGCGUCGACCAGCUUUCUGCGGGAUGCCGCCGAGCAACGGGCCGCCGUCGAUGAGGGAGGACAAGGCGGCAUGCUAGCAGGUACUGAGACUCCGGAUGUGCCUAUCCAUCGUUUCUUGUAUGUGCCACCGUAUCUUUCGAAGCGCCUAGCACGAGCGGAACUUCAGGCGCGUGCCGCAAAUCUGGGUUCGAUGCCUUCCCAUUCACUCUUGUCCAGAGAAGUCCGUCUCCUAAGGCUGCAGCACGGCGCGAGAGAAGCGUAUACUCGAGGGCUGUUCGGUGUGUUACAGAACCCCCACGCUGACGGAGGCGUGUGGGACCGCAGAGAUACGGGCUUUAGUGAAGGCCUUUCAGACGAGGAGCAACCAAGCUCUGCUGCGCGGCGUGGGGUGCGCACCGCUCAAACCGAGAGAAGGGCCGGCCAUCCGGCCCACGGCGUCGACACAGAUUUCGCUUCUUCCCUCGGAAAUCCCCUCAGCUUUUCUGCCGGAUAUCUGGAGUCAAGUUCGCCUCACAAGGAAGGUGGGAGUCAGGCAGUUGCACUGGGGUAUCUGGGUGAGCAAGCGUCAGAGCGCUGCAGCCUACGCGGGAUUGCACGAAGAGAUCUACGGAACGCCUUUGAUCCCCCAGGCACGAACGAUAGAAGCGUGGUUUGUGGCGUAGAUGAUGGAGCGUACGUGCACCUUCCGGCAUUCGUGUCUCCCUUCUUCCACGCGUUUCAAACGAGUGCGCCACAGCCUGUCUCAGCCGUCGGGCCGCGAGGGGGCUCAUCAGAAGGGCAAACGGGUGGCGGAGCAAGCCUGUGGAGCGCUGAUUCUACGGGGACUCCGGCCGAGCCGGCAGGGGAGCAAGAAACCGAGACUGCCCAUGGAACGGAAAGUCGUGAAGAUCGACAGAAGCCAGCGAACCAGCAACUCCCUUACCUGUUCUACCUUUGCGACGGAGAGGAAGAGCGUCAGAUGAUUUUCCAGCAGCACGAGCAGUCGUCACCAACCGAGGCAGAUGCGCACCGCGGCAUCGGGGGUGCGGCCUUCGCCGGUGGGCAACAGGGGGACGCGGCUGGUCGUUCAGCUCAACGCCGGUCUCUUUGCCAGGACGCAGAGACGAAGGCGCCCGGUCAGGGAGCUCGGGUUGGGCACAACUCGGGGGAUUCCUGCGUUGUGAGUCGGCGAAGUUCGGUCAUGUCCACUAGCUCGUCUUCGUCAGACACAUUCGUGCGCCUUCAAGCUGAGCAACUCGCGGAGGAAACAGGGCUUCUCUUGCAGCUGCCUCCGCCUCCGUUGCCGACGCCGCCGACACCCGAGCCGCCCCUUGUUGAAGUCCGCGUGUGCAUCCCCCAGUUGCUCAUUUCUGUCGUCGCCGACACAACGCAGAAGAGUCCACUCACGCAUCAGCUAUCGAGAGUCCCUGACGAGCUGAUGCUCUUCUCUGUUGACUACUUUUCUCUCCUCUUCGCCGCAAGCGACAGUCACCAAGUUGUUGCGGCAGCUGUGCAGGAUCUCCAGGUGGACAAUAUGCGCACACAUGCGCUGUACCCGGUUCUCCUCCAGAGAGCGUUGAGAUCUGCCGAUCCCCCGCUGGCCGAGGCUGCGGUCCAACUGAGCGUUGCUUCAGGCCGAACGGAUCUUUGGCGCGGUGUCAGUCGGGGGGCUGGGAGUGCGGUCUACUCUGUUUCGAAGCCGAUCUGCGAGCUAAUGCUCAACCGACGCUUGACGACUGCACUUGCGGGCGAAAGCCGCAACGAAGAGGUCUUCUACGUAGACAACUUCGCUCUCUCCAUUGUGCCCCUUUCUGUGCGUCUCGACCUCGAUUUCGUCGAAUCUUGCCAGAAAGCCUUCCGUUCCCUGCAGCGCGCUGCCAUGCUGCCUUUCGCAGCGUCUACCUCGGACUGCUGUCUCCGGGACACUGAGGACCGUGAAUGUGGAACCGAGGCUGCAUGUGGGUGGAAGCCUUACGUCGGAGACUGGGGAGUGCUGCGAGGUCAUCGAUUUCUCGGCACCACUCUCAGCUGCUCCCGCCAGGUUUCAGGAAACGUCCUCGGGAGUGCCUUGGCAGGCGACGCAGGCCGAGAAGAGAGAGAUUCAACGGAGGGGACGACGUUACCUGCCUUCCAAGUUCCUUCUGCGUCAAGUUCUGGCUCUCUAGCCACCGGCGUUGUCCUUUUCCCGCGCCUUCCGCCGGCUUCUCUGGCUCUACAGCGGAGUCCAGUACGGCGCUUCUGUAUCAACCGUCUGGUGAUCGAGCAGAUCCUCGCUUCAUUUUCUUUCCGCGCGGGCGUCAAUCCUCUGUCAUCUCUGUCGCAUCAUCACUGGUUCGUCCGAGCUCUUCUUUCCCUUUCGUCGAUAGAAGACGCCUCUCUGGGCUUCAACGCUUUCGUCCUGCCUGACCGGACCUCCACACUCUCCUCGCCAGACCGCGAUGCGCUGCUUCUUGAACCGGGCGCCGAACAAGGUCAAAUAUGUAUCCCGUUAGGGGAGUUAAUCAAGAGAGUCUCCCAGGCCUAUCGCCAGCAGCUGCUUUGGCAGUUGUCCCAUUUCGUGGCGUCCAUUGACAUACUGGGGAACCCGGCUCGGUCACUCGCUCACAUGCGUGAAGGUGUUCGCGACCUCGCAUUGCACCCAAUCCACGCUGCUGAAAGAGGCGACGAUGUUCUGGAAGGGGUCUACAAGGGAGCGACCAGCUUUAUCAGGCACACAGGAUACGGCUUCUUUGGUGGCCUGUCGCGCAUGGCUGGGGUCGCAUCCGACUCUCUUGACUACACAACUGUCUGGUCUCACGAAAAGCUGAAAGAUGGAGACAUGGUCUGCAUGGUAGUCAACAGAGGUUCUUGCAACGCUGCUGCGGAACACGGAUUGCACCUGUUUGCUAUUCCAGGCGCUCUUACUCUGGACGACGCUUAUGUCAACCGUCGACAGCAGCAGCAGCGCCGCCAACGUCCUCGGGACGUUCAGGAGGGUAUCACGUUUGGCGCGGAAGCCUUCGGUAAGGCUGUUCUGGGAGGAAUUACAGGGCUCAUUGAGGAGCCUAUGAAAGGUGCCAAUGAAGAGGGAGUCGAAGGUCUGCUUAAGGGCGCAGGCAAAGGCCUUCUUGGAUUGGUCGUCAAGCCCUUGACGGGUGUUCUUGAUUUCGCGCAGAAGACAGCUGAAGGCAUAAAGGAGAUCUCCCAAGUCGAUCCGGCUAGGCGAACAAGGCGGCGGCUGCCUCGUCUACUCCUGGGGCAGGAAAGACUCUUAGUCCCAUACGAUGAGGAGGCAGCACGGGUGAAGGAAGCCUUAAACGAUGUCGACGGCGUCUGCUGGUCGACUAUCCCGUUUCUGUCCUUUGUGUGUGACAUUCCUUUCGACACCUUGGUUGUCACCACGGAUACGCAUUUGCUGCAGUUCCGGGUGCCGCAUCCGACGUCCAGCAGUGGGCAGACACAACUAGUUAUGAUUCUUCCGCUGCAUCUGCUCAUUUCUGUUCAUCGAUUUACUACCAAGCCCCGGAAUUCUGAUCAGAAACGCCGAUACAUUAUCGUCUUAUGUGCGGCUUAA